CAGAAGAGCAGGUCUGGAAGGUUCCGACAGGGCCCGCAUCCACGCCGCCUGGUUGGUUACAGAGCACAGCUCCGCCACCUUGAUAGCUGAAGCAUCCCCCCACUCUCUCGGGUCAUCAUCGAACAAUCAGCGAACCUGUUCCGUCAUCUGGCAAACCUCUCCGUGCACCCUCAUCAUACUCACACUCAUCGCAUACUUCACAAAGCGACAAAGGCCUUUUCUUUUCCCCUGCGACUGCGACUGCGACUGCAGCGACUCCCCUCAGCAACCAGCCAUGUCGGCCAACACCAAGUACACGCCGGCUCCGCAGGAGGACCCGGACGCGCACCUCAACUACACGCAGCCGCCUCCGUCGUACCAGGCUGAGAGCAGCUCUGCCCAGGACCAGGAGCGCCUCUUUGGCGGUCCGCGCAGCAGUGAGGACAACAUCCCUGAUGACUUCAAGUUCGGCGGCUCGGUCGCCGAGGCGACCAUCGAGAUCCGCAACCAGUUCAUUCGCAAGGUCUAUACCAUCUUGACGGUGCAGCUCGUGGCUACCGGCGCCGUGAGCGCGCUCAGCUUCUUGAGCGAGAGUUACAAGAGCUGGAUCCAGUCGCACCCCGCCGUUGUCUGGAUCUCGCUCUUCGGCGCCAUGGCCUUCAUGUUCCUCACCUACUGGAAGCGCCAGUCGUACCCGACCAACCUGCUCUUCCUGUCCGGCUUCACCCUGCUCGAGGCCUACACCAUCAGCGUGAUCGUGUCCUUCUACCGCGCCUCGGUCGUGCUCAACGCGGUGGUGCUCACGGCGGGCAUCUUCGUCUUCCUGACCGCCUUCGCCUGCCAGAGCAAGUACGACUUCACGAGCUGGAUGCCCUACCUGUUCGGCGCGCUCUGGGGCCUGCUGCUCUUCGGCUUCAUGUCCGUCUUCCUGCCCUACAGCAGCACCGGCGAGCUCAUCUACGGCCUGCUCGCCGCCCUCAUCUUCAGCGGCUACAUCCUGGUCGACACCCACCUCGUCCUGCGCAAGCACCACGUCGAGGAGGAGAUUGCCGCCGCCAUCAGCCUGUACCUCGACGUCAUCAACCUCUUCCUGGCCAUCCUGCGCAUCCUUAACAGCCAGAACAACAACUAAAACUGCGCUGGAUUUGGUCGUUGUAUCGAUAGGGAGAUGCAUU
This is a messenger RNA of Thermothielavioides terrestris NRRL 8126, 1154 nucleotides long. RefSeq lists its product as uncharacterized. The record is from RefSeq and is a predicted model, not a curated record. The transcript is spliced from 3 exons. Bases 275 to 1111 code for a protein of 278 amino acids. Gene Ontology annotation, cellular component: membrane. Lineage: Eukaryota; Fungi; Ascomycota; Sordariomycetes; Sordariales; Chaetomiaceae.